CGAAGCCCCACACUCACAAAACCCAACCCCACUUAAUAGCGAAUGGCUCCUUAUAUAAAUCUGUGGUAAUCCAGAUCUCAUCAUCAGUUUCAAUUCAAACAGAUCAUCGUUCUUACCCAAGUAUACAACCAUGAGAAUUAUUGGUGCAACCGUAAUCUUCGCUCUAGUGUUGGGAACCCAAGCCGGCUUCUUAGGCGACUCCGGAGGCCACGAGGGCGGCGGACUGGAGCUGGGUGGCGGCGGCGGCGGUGGAGGUGGUGGCGAAUUCCAUGGCUGGGAAGGUGGCUGGAAAGGUGUCGAUUUCGGUGGCCAGGACGGCGGCCACGAGCACCACGAAAUUCCAACCAAGACCAUCGAACAUACCAAACCCGUUCCAAUCCAUGUGGUCAAAAAGAUCGGAGUGCCUGUGCCCCACCCCGUAGGUGUCCCGGUGCCCCAAGUCAUUAAAGUCCCGGUGCCGCAGCCCUACCCCGUCCGCAUCCCUGUGCCCAAACCGGUGGCAAUACCAAUCUACAAAUUGGUACCACAAGAAAUCGAAAAGAAGGUCCCCAUUACGGUGGAGAAACUCGUUCCUGUCUAUGUCAAAAAACCAUACAAGAUUGAAAUCGAGAAACACCAUCCGGUCCACAUCAACAAACCCUACCCCGUCCAUGUGCCCAUCUACAAACAUGUCUAUCACCACGUGUCCAAACACGGAGGCGGUGGUGGCGGUGGUGGUGGAGGAGAAGGUGGACAUGAAGGCGGCGGAUGGCAUUAGGUCCAAUUUUGUUUCUUGUUGAUUAAUUUUAUUUCCUGUUGUUGUUAUUUCUUUUUUUACUUUUAUAAUUAAAGACUGUGUCUGUUUUCUUCAA
Molecule: messenger RNA, 851 nt
Organism: Tribolium madens (black flour beetle)
Lineage: Eukaryota; Metazoa; Arthropoda; Insecta; Coleoptera; Tenebrionidae
Product: zinc finger protein 512B-like
Exons: 2
Coding region: 131-757 (208 amino acids)
Source: RefSeq, a predicted model, not a curated record